UACUUUCGCCCGUUGCCGCCCCCCAUUCGUCAAAUCCCCAUCGCCGCGCUGCAGCUGCUCCCGUAGUUACCGUCGCCCGUCGCCAUUCGACCAAGCAUCCUCGACUGCCCCGACCGUCGCCGUGCGAACGUCCCCGUCUUCUCCGACCGUUCCUCUUCUCACUCUUUCCAGUAUUUCUUUACUCUUCAGUCGCUUCUGUCGCCGCCUCGUCGUCCGUCACUCCGUCAGUCACUCUACUUUCACUCGCUCGUCGUUCUCGUCCGUCGCUUUCCGCGUUAGUAUUAUUUUCAAAAAAUAAUAUUAGUCUAUUCGUUCCACGCACGUUUGUCUUACAGGUUGACUGUGAACAAAAAUCGUAUACAAUGGCGAUCAAAGGAUUAACGCUGUUGAUGGUGGCUUUUGCGUUCUGCAACUGCGUGGUUGAGGGAUCAAAUGAUUGUACUUUGCCUUGGUUAGUGGAUAAAAAUCCAUUUAUCUCUAAGGUUGAAUCUCUUUCUGUCAAUAGAUGUCCCACUCCUAUUAUUGGGGAUCAAUCUAAAGAAUAUUGCUGUUAUAAUACUGACGGAAAGGUUGAAUGUUGCAAUUUUCAAGAGUUUAUGUUGUUUGGAUUGAUUUGUCUUAUUCCGAUUCUUAUUGUUAUAUUGAUUCUUUCAUCCAUUCUCAGUUGCAUAUGUUGUUUAUUGUGCCCAUGUUGCGCUAUUUACAAACGUAGGCAAGCUGGCAGGGUACUUGUUCAACCGCUUUCAACCAAUUGUGUCAUUAUAGAAGGUAUUCCAACUAUAAUAUCCAGUCAUGGAUCCUACUAUGCUUCAGCUUCAACAGGUUCUACACCUUUAAUAUCUAAUGAGUACCCCAAACAAUACAAUUAGUUAAAAUAUUUAACUAAUGAAACAAAUUUAUUAAUAUUAUAUAUGAUUUUAUAGUGUGUUAAGUGUCUGAUAAAUUUACUAAAAAUAUAUUAAGUCAGUGCUUCUCAAACUUUUUUGUCAUCAAAUUUAAUGUAAAACUGUCAAGGCCCCUUAAUCAAAAUUAUUAAUUAUUUUUUCUUAAUUAUAAACUAAAAUGACAAUAACUAAAUAACCAAAAAUAUUUUAAAAAAAAAUAAAUAUUUUACGGCCUAUCAAUCGUAUAGCCACAACCCACAGUUUGAGAAGUAUUGUGUUAAGUAAUAAAGAAUAUGUAAAUGGAUUUAAAAAUGAAUAAUACAUGUUGACAUUAAAUAAUAAUACAUUUAUUAACUGCAAAACUUCAAAUGAAUC
Molecule: messenger RNA, 1259 nt
Organism: Melanaphis sacchari
Lineage: Eukaryota; Metazoa; Arthropoda; Insecta; Hemiptera; Aphididae
Exons: 6
Coding region: 363-869 (168 amino acids)
Source: RefSeq, a predicted model, not a curated record